GGGAGUAGCGAAUCUAUCGCACUUUGUGCCCGUUUAGCGUCACACUUGUCCUCCGUUAGAUAAAGACCCAGACUCGCCCGAGCCGGGACAAGUCGGCUUCUCUGUUGCUAGCAUUCCUGCCAAUGUCUUGGGUCUUGCCUGGGAUGGCGGUGAUGGUUCCCUGCAGCGGAAGCCAAGGCAAAGGGCGGAGCGCCGCCGGCGUUGUCGCGGCGCGUUAUUUCGGCGCGGGGGUGCACGCGCGGCAAUGGCGUACUGGGCCCAAGAUCUUCAUGAUAAGGCUCCGUGGAAGGCUGUGCAGGAGGAAGACGGGAGUUGGCAUAAUCAGCGAGAACUUCCCCUACGCAUCUGGGCGGGCUUGGCGCUUUCACGCUGAGGAUCGUCGAAUCCUCCCAUCGCUAGCAAAGUUUCAGCUCGACAGCGCAAUCCCGGCGGUCUCGAUGCUAGGGUGCGAGAGGCCGGAGAGAAAACUCCCCAUCUUGGGCUUUCGAUCUGCUUUCCAUAUUCACGACUAGCAGUCCCAAUCGACCGGUCCACGCCAAGAGGAAGGUCCCGCUGAGCAGAUUCCAAGGCAUGCAGAACAACAGCCAUUAU
Messenger RNA from Trematosphaeria pertusa, 591 nucleotides. RefSeq lists its product as uncharacterized. Lineage: Eukaryota; Fungi; Ascomycota; Dothideomycetes; Pleosporales; Trematosphaeriaceae. The transcript is spliced from 2 exons. The coding region runs from base 123 to 512 and encodes 129 amino acids. The record is from RefSeq and is a predicted model, not a curated record.